AUGCGCGUUUGGGUGGCGGGCUUGCUGCAGCGGCAGAGGCUGCCCUGGGGUGUGGGGAGCAGCAGCCGCAGCAGGAAGGAGGGGCUGCAGCGUCUCCCCGGACGGGGCGGGGGCUUGGAUUCCCGUCCAGCAUGUGGCGCGAGCCUCGCUGAAGAAGAGCAGCGGCUCACCUGGCGCGAGGUAAGCGGCUUUCCUUUGGCAAAGGGGCGCUUCUCUCCCCCAGCCCCGCUUUUGUGUGUGUGUGUGUGGAAUUCCUGCGGCAGACAAAACGCAGCCCAAACAAGACGGGUAGUGGCCGGGGCCGUGAGGAGGCAGGAAAGGUGGCCGAGUCGUAGCGCAUCCUAUCGGGUUGCCUCUCCUGUUUUGCAAGGAGCAGUCUAGAUGAGAAAGAGCGUGUGUGUGUGUGUGUGUGUGUGUGUGAGAGAGAGAGAGAGAGAGAGAGAGAGAGAGAGCUCGAAAAGAUACGUGCCCUACCUCUUUGGAUAAGGAUGCUUGCCAUUUUUUCUUGUUUAAAAAAAUGCUUUGUUUUGACGUUUUUUGAGGGCGGGGGGAAGCUGGACGUGCUGCGCUUUGAAGGCGGAUGCCGUCUUGGAGACAUCUUUGAGGACAACUGCCGUGCGGGUCCCACUCGGAUGGAGGCUGCUGUUUUUUGUUCAGUUUGUGGCGUUGUCUGGGCACUGGAUUUGUGUCAUGCAGGAGCUUGA
Messenger RNA from Podarcis lilfordi (Lilford's wall lizard), 704 nucleotides. NCBI's taxonomy places the organism in Eukaryota, Metazoa, Chordata, Lepidosauria, Squamata, Lacertidae. The record is from the annotation of a GenBank genome assembly.